Molecule: messenger RNA, 2334 nt
Organism: Capsicum annuum
Lineage: Eukaryota; Viridiplantae; Streptophyta; Magnoliopsida; Solanales; Solanaceae
Exons: 12
Coding region: 253-1629 (458 amino acids)
Source: RefSeq, a predicted model, not a curated record
UAAGCUAAAAUAAUCUCUAUAAUAAAGUUUGUCUGAAUCCACUUGUAGCAAAAACUUUAGUACAUGGCGGUAUCAUUUUUAUUUUUUUUAUUUUUUGGCCCUUUUCUCCAUUAGAGCAAUGGAAAAAUCCAAACACCAUUAAAAUGUUGUUUUCGUCUUUGGAGUUGACGUCUGCAACAUUUUGGUGGCUAUGAUUUUACGCAAUAAAUAGAUAAAUUUUAUUACUACUACUUUGUAGUUGGUGGGAAAGGAAUGGCCUUUGCAGGGACAGCAGCUCCUUCUUCACUAUUUCUUGGCCAUCUUCCUUUCCACUUUGGGAAAUCUUCAUUUGCUCACUUUACUCAUAAUUCGGCUUGUUUUUUCAAAGUAAAAGCACUGUUUUGGGGUCCAAGAAGAAGUGUGAAGCCUGCUGACAAGGUUCUUCCACUUGGGGAAUUCGCUUUAUCUGGGGCAGAAUCACAGGGGGAUACGGGAACUACUGAAAAGAUAUCAGUUUCUGUGGUUUCUUCAAUCUCAGAGGUUUCGCCAGAUGAGUGGGAUUCUUGCAGUCUUGAUUCGACUGGUCGUCAGGAGUUUAAUCCCUUUCUUUCACACAGUUUUCUUUCGAGCUUAGAGGAGUCUGGCUCUGCCGUGGAGGGUAAUGGCUGGAUAUCACAACACAUCAUUGCUAAGGAUGAAAGUAAUAAUAUUUUAGGUGUUGUUCCUCUCUAUCUCAAAAGCCAUUCUUAUGGUGAAUAUGUGUUCGAUCAUUCUUGGGCAAAUGCCUAUUACAGUUAUGGUUUGAGCUAUUAUCCAAAGCUGCAGUGCUCAGUCCCUUUCACUCCAGUUACAGGCCCGAGGAUCUUGGUCAGUAACACGUCACAUAGAGAUCAAGUUUUUGACAUCCUGGUUUCUGCAAUGAAGGAUUUGGCAAUCAAGUUUAACGUUUCAUCUCUACAUAUUACUUUUCCCACUGCAAAUGAGUGGCACAAGUUGGAGAAGAAAGGUUUUCUGCAAAGGAUUGGAAUGCAGUAUCAUUGGAAAAAUCGUAAUUAUAAAAACUUUGAUGAAUUUUUGAUGGACAUGAAGCAAAGUAAGAGGAAAAACAUUCGCCAAGAACGCAAAAAGAUAUCGGCCCAAAAUGUGACCAUGAAACGCCUUAGAGGAUCUGAAAUCAAGGCCAACCACUGGGACACAUUUUAUAAGUUCUACAGGAAUACAACAGAUAACAAGUGGGGUACUGCUUAUUUAACGAGAGACUUUUUUCAUCGUAUGGGUGCAAAGAUGGGUGACAAUGUACUGCUUGUUGUUGCGGAAGAAGGUGAUGAGCUUGUAGCUGCAGCCCUUAAUCUUAUUGGAGGAGAUACCUUGUACGGACGACUAUGGGGAUGUCUCCCAGGAACCUACUAUGCGCAUUUGCAUUUUGAAGCAUGCUAUUACCAGGCCAUAGACGCGGCAAUUGAACUCAAUCUUAGCACAGUAGAGGCUGGUGCUCAGGGUGAACACAAAAUUCAAAGGGGAUAUAUGCCAGUCACUACUUACAGCAGUCACUAUAUUCUAGAUGAGGAUUUUAAGCGAGUCAUUGAUGAUUUCUUGGUACGAGAAUCUGCUCAGAAGCACCUAAACGAUGAGAUCACAAGGUUAUCUUGAACUUUGAAAAAUGAAACUACAGAGCUGUAUAAGACUUCUUUCCCCAAUCGAAUACCAGGAAGCUUGGAUGGCACAUUCUCAUAGUAACUGUAACUUCCUGUCCUUUUAAGCCAUUAGGUUUAAGAUAUUCCAACCAAUUUGUAACGUCGCAUUAUUACAGGUGACCAUCGGAAUACAUAAAAGGCCGUGGCAGUGAAAGCUCUCCAUCGGGAUAAGAGUCUAGAAAUCAAUUAUAAACAUUAUUUUAUUGAGGUUGAAGGAUAACAUAUGAUGGUCAAUGUGCUUUUCUCUGGGACGAAUAAUUAGUAAUUCUCUUCCUUUAGUCAUAUAACCCCGGGAAUAAAUCAGGUGAAAAGUCUUACAACAGUCGCCCCCACCCCCGGCUUUCUUUAAUGGAUUCUUUCCCAUCGGUCUUGAACUCUGAACAAGUUUGUUGUGUUUCUUCCCCUCCAAAAUCCUCCAUCUGUAGUUAGUUUAGACUGUAAUACAAAACAUUCCAACUCUCUUGAGCAAUAUCUUUAUGUGCUUGAUGAAAUGAAGACGUUAAGUUGCUCUCUGAAGAUGAGCCACAUUAAUAUGGAUACUGCAGCUUUGAGGAGCUCUCGCUGAUCUCUGUCUGCUUGUAUUUUCCUACAGGUUAAACUUGUUAUGCAAUUAUUACAGGAUUCUGGUCCCUUCAAGGAGAAUGCAUGGAAUUGACUUAAG